Molecule: messenger RNA, 12790 nt
Organism: Zonotrichia albicollis (white-throated sparrow)
Lineage: Eukaryota; Metazoa; Chordata; Aves; Passeriformes; Passerellidae
Source: RefSeq, a predicted model, not a curated record
UAAACACAAACCUUGGAUUGAGACAUCGUACCAUGGAAUCAUAACUGAAAACAACGACACUGUGAUUUUGGACCCUCCCCUAGUUGCUUUGGAUAAAGAUGCACCUGUUCCAUUUGCAGGUGAAAUUUGUGCUUUUAAAAUCCACGGGCAAGAGAUGCCCUUUGAGGCCAUUGUGCUGAACAAGACAUCUGGAGAAGGUCGGCUCCGAGCAAGGAGUCCCAUUGACUGUGAGCUGCAGAAGGAAUACACAUUCAUCAUCCAGGCCUACGACUGUGGAUCAGGACCAGGUGGAACCAACUGGAAGAAAUCUCACAAGGCAGUAGUCCAUAUCCAGGUGAAGGAUGUCAACGAGUUCUCCCCAGCCUUCAAGGAGAGCAUGUACAAGGCCUCAGUGACAGAGGGGAAGAUCUACGACAGCAUCCUGCAGGUGGAAGCCACAGAUGAGGACUGCUCCCCCCAGUACAGCCAGAUCUGCAACUACGAGAUUGUCACCACAGAUGUUCCCUUUGCCAUCGACAGGAACGGUAACAUCAGGAACACGGAGAAGCUGAGCUAUGAUAAGCAGCACCAGUAUGAGAUAAUGGUCACAGCUUUUGACUGUGGGCAGAAGCGUGCGACAGAAGAUGUCUUGGUACGAGUUAAUGUCAAACCUGUGUGCAAACCAGGCUGGCAAGACUGGAACAAACGGAUUGAAUACAGGCCUGGCUCUGGCAGCAUUCCCUUGUUUCCCAGCAUCCACCUGGAGACGUGUGAUGGACCAGUGUCCUCCAUCCACACCACCAUUGAGCUGCAGACCAAUUACAUCGGGAAGGGCUGUGAUCGUGAAACCUACUCGGAGAAAUCUCUGCAGAAAUUAUGUGGAGCUUCCUCAGGUGCCAUUGACCUGUUACCAUCUCCCAGUACAACAACCAACUGGACAGCUGGGCUCCUCAUGGAUAGCAAUGACAUGAUUUUUAAAUUUGAUGGAAAGCAAGGAGCCAAAAUCCCAGAUGGAAUAGUCCCAAAAAAUUUAACUGAUCAAUUCACCAUCACUCUGUGGAUGAAACACGGACCUAGUCCUGGAUUAAGAGCUGAGAAGGAAACUAUUCUCUGCAACUCUGACAAGACAGAGAUGAACCGGCACCACUACGCGCUCUACGUGCACAACUGCCGCCUCGUGUUCCUGCUGCGCAAGGACUUCGACCAGGCUGACACCUUCCGCCCCGCCGAGUUCCACUGGAAGCUUGACCAGAUCUGUGACAAGGAGUGGCACUACUACGUGGUCAACGUGGAGUUCCCCGUGGUGACGCUGUACAUGGACGGGGCGACGUACGAGCCGUACCUGGUGACCAACGACUGGCCCAUCCACCCCUCCCACAUCGCCAUGCAGCUCACAGUGGGGGCCUGCUGGCAAGGAGGUGAAGUCACCAAGCCCAGGUUUGCUCAGUAUUUCCAUGGCAGCCUGGCCAGCCUGACAAUACGGCCAGGGAAAAUUGAGAGUCAGAAAGUGAUUUCCUGCUUGCAGGCCUGCAAGGAAGGGCUCGAUAUUAAUUCUCUUGAGAGUCUUGGUCAAGGAAUAAAGUAUCACUUCAACCCUUCCCAGUCAGCCCUUGUCAUGGAAGGAGAUGACAUUGAGAAUAUAAAUCAGGCCCUCCAAAAGGUCUCAUACAUCAACUCCAGACAGUUUCCUACUGCAGGCGUGCGACGUCUCAAAGUCUCAUCUAAAGUCCAAUGUUUUGGUGAAGAUGUCUGCAUUAGUAUCCCAGAUAUAGAUGCCUAUGUAAUGGUAUUUCAGGCCAAUGAGCCCAAGAUUACCAUAACUGGGAUGGACCACUUUGCUAGACCAGCUGCACAGUUUGAAAGUGAAAGAGGUGUUAUUUUGUUCCCUGACAUCAGGAUUGUCAGCACGGUCACUAAAAUGGAGCAUUCAGUAGACUUAAGAGAACAUGACAGAGUCAAUAAACAAGUGGUAGUAGAGGAAAUGCUCCACAACUUGGAUUUCUGUGAUGUUUUGGUCAUUGGUGCGGAACUAGACCCUGAACAGGAGUGUUUAGAACUAGAUCAUGGGGAGCUUCAAGGAAAACAUCUAGAUGCCACAAAUUCCACUGCAGGAUAUUCAAUCUAUGGUGUGGACAGCAUGUUCAGCUACGAGCAGGUGCUGCGGCAGCUCCGCUACCGCAACUGGGGCACCUCGGCCACCUCGGACAGGAAAUUCAGGGUCAAGUGCUCCGAGCUCAACGGGCGUUACACCAGCAAUGAAUUCAACCUGGAGGUUAAUAUUCUACACAGUUCCAACUCAAACUUCAUGGACCAUGUAAAUCACAUGAUAUUCCAGCCCAAAUUUCUCCAAUCUGUUCAGCACCCUGAGGGGAGUGUAAGUGCAGUUCCCAGCUCAGUGGUUCCCAGCGUGGCCACGAUGGUUAUCAUCAUCUGUGUGAGCGUCCUGGUGCUGGUGGUGACGCUGGGCGUGCUCCGGCUGCGCUCCGCGCGCCAGCACGGCUCCCUGGGGCAUGAGGGACCCAAGGACAACGAGAUGGACUGGGACGACUCUGCUCUCACCAUCACCGUCAACCCCAUGGAGAAAUAUGAAAAGCCACACCAGACAGAAGAGGAGAGUGAGGAAGAAGAUAUAGAUGAUGAAGAGGAAGACACAACCAGUGCUGAAUCAGAUGAUAGUGAAGAGGAGGAAGAGGAGGAAGAGGAGGAGGAAGUGAUUGUCCAAAAGGGAAACAAACAGAAUGCCACCAGGCAAGAGCAGUUGGAGUGGGAUGAUUCAACACUCCCCUACUAACAAACAGCCUGCCAGCCACAGCUCUUUUGUAACAACCAAUACAAUGUUUUUUCAGAGUCUAUGAAUUCAUUGACAGGAUUUGAACUUCUGCUUGCCUGUAACUGUUUUGCCUAAAAUGAUCUUGUUGUAGUAAUUGAUAACGAUAGAACUGACCCUUUCUUUACAAAGCCUGGAGAAAAGGUGGUCCAAACCUCCUGGCACACGCAGUAAUAAAGUAAUCCAAAACUUGAUCUGUUAGCAAGCAUAGUUCUCAAUUUCCUGUUUCUACCCUGCAGAUGUGUGACAAAAAUCCUGUCACUCAAUCCAUACAAAUUUUUGCCUUUGCUACUUUUUUCACACAGGAGAGAUUUCAGCUCGUUAUGUAGAAUAACUUCUGUGGGUCCAAAUUCCAGUUGCCAUAUAACUUCACAUUUUUACAGGUGUAAAAAAACAUAAUCCACCUUCAAAUUGGGCAGGGUUUUAGUGCUACAGGGGCUAAAUUCCAUCUAUCAUCUCGUCCUGCCUUUUGGAUGUUAACUGUCUUCUGCAAGGGAAUAUCUGGGACUUGACAGGGGAUGCAUGUGUGCUUAUGUAGAUGUGGAUGGUGUAUUUUUCAGGCAUGCUGUCAGACCCUCAAGAGAGGGAUUUUUAUCCAAUCUACCAAUAGAAAUUAAAAACAAGUUUGAGAAAAACAGCAACAAGAAAGGGCUGCUGAUGGUUAUCCAAAAAAAAAACCAUCCAGUCUGUGUCCAUAGAUUGAGUAAUAUGGUCUUAUGCAAACUGUAAAUUCUAAUGGGAUUGAUUCACUUAAAAUCUGCAGAGCUGCUCAUUAGUUAUGGAUUGAGCAAUUUGCAGCAAAUCGAUGCUUUAAACUGUCUGUCUCAUGGAACCAUUAGCUUGCUGCAGCAUCUUACUGAACUAGUGGAAAAUAAGUGACCCCAUUAUUCCAUAGCUAUGUAUAGCUGGGAUUUAAACAAUUAUUUUAGAUGAGGAAAACGUUCCCUUUUGCUUAGUGAAUGCCAGCUGGAAUUUCUGUCUGACUGUAUUCUAUAAAAACAUGAUGCCCUAUUUCUUCUGCACCCCUGCCUGCCCGUAGUGCACAAGAGAAAGGAACAGCACUGUGAGUCCUCUUCUGUGCUCAUAAUUCUCCCUUAUUUCUUCUGCCUGAAGCCAUUAAUGUUGACAGAAGGUUUUAUAAAGUAGACAAAGAAAAAUAAAACCUACUUGGAACCAAAAUAGUUGAAAACAAAAACUAAAAUCUUAAGAGGCUGAGAGAGUAUUUUAGUUUGUUAUGGUAACACAGCAUAUUUUUCUUAAACACCGUUAAAAAAGAAAAAAAAAAAAAGGAAAAGCAGAGCUAUAUAAGCUACAUAUACAAUGUGCUGAUUAGUCUGUGUGGUGUGUUUCUGGUCCCCUUUUCCUUAAGCACCUUUCAACUGCUCUGCUUACCAAAUGCUGCAGCACUUGCUGGGGUGGCUGCUCCAAUGCACAGAAACAAAAUGGCAUGGAAGUGAAUGCUGCUUAGUGGCUUGUCUGGGUUGUUCUCCUGAGUACUUUGUUCUCUUUGCAAUUUCAUCCCUGACUUUUGCUUUUUUGAUCUGCUGUUUGAAAUAAGCUGCUUCCUCUUCUUCAGCCUCCCAGUCAGUGUGGCCACAACAGGACCUUCCUGAGCACCCUGAGUGGUGGCUGGUGUGGCAAAGGGCACUUGAAGCAAUCCUGAGGGUGCCCACCUCCCUCAGUAACGGAUUAUUAACAGCUCCUGAAUGUCGUGGGAUAUGGGGAAUACAAAGGAUGCUUGGGGGUUCUUGUAAUUCCAGUUUCUGCAUUUGGCAGCUGAAAGGAAAUACUGACGGUAACCAGGCCCUUUAGUUGAAUAUCUAGAAAGUAAAUGAAAGAAAAAUCUAUGAUAAUUUUAAAAUUGGAGAUAUUUAUGCUUUUAUUUGUUGUGCCAGCAAUCACGUUGUCACAUGGUUGUUAAGACUGGCAAUACAGAAGUUUUCUUUUGUUAUCAAUCCUGUUUCAUUUUAUUCUCUCACACAUAUUAAACUUAGAAUAUUUGCAGAAUCAAGGCCACAUAAGUACAUCUUAUCUGCAGGAAUAACAACUGUAAAAAUGUCCACAAUUUCUGUUUAAUACAAAAUUAAUAUUAAUAUUUCUGAUUAUCUUGAACAAAAUGUUAUGUUAGAUCAGUUCCUACCAUCCUAGUAUCCUAGAAAAUUUCCCAGUUUUAGUUUUUUAGUGACAUGAAGCAGGCUCUUCAUGAUGCUUGUUAUCAGCACAUAUCAGCAAAUCUUUACGCUCAGAAAAAUUAUUCAAAAUUAAAUGUAGAUAUUUAAAAGUCAAUUUCAGAUUUAAAACUGGACUUAAAUUAUUUUAAAGUUUCUGUUAUUCCUGAUUAUUAUCAUUGUUGCUGUUUUCAUAGCAAACAUUAGGGCAACUUGAAAACAGAAAUUUACAACCUUAUUGACAGCCUUUAAUUCUUUUAUAUGUUUGUGAAUUCAUCAGUGUGUUUCUCCAUCUAACAGACUUUUAUCUUUUUGCUACUGGAAGGAGAUCUUUUCAGGUUGUAUUCGUACAUUACACAAAAAGGAAACAAAGUAUUUUCUCUACUAUAAAUAAAUCUACAUUUUUAAACCUAAGCAAAGUCAUACAGGCAUGUGUGUUAUCACUAAAACUUGAUUUGCAGUAAGAUCCUCAGCAAACUCAAAUGUAUCACUGUACUUAUUUUAGAUUACUUGUUGGAGUGCAUUAUGCAGCGUUUUUCAUUCAAAUAAAUAGAAACAUCCUUUUCACAGAAUGGCAGUGAGAAUGAGGUACUUCUUCACAAAAUGGGCCCUAAAAUAUUUGUAUAGCACUGAAAGCAGUGGUUUCCUGAGCAAAACUACUACUAGAAAAUCACAGAAAUAUGAAUUUUUCUAAAACAAUUCUAACAAUAUUGCCUCCCCUCCAGAAAUUAUUUUUAUAUAACCUACUUGCUUAAAAACCAACCAGAAAAUAUACACACAUAUGUACAUAAAGACACACAUGUGGGGGUUUUUUUGCCCUUAAUCAAAAGCCAAAGUUGUCUCCUUUUCUCCCUGAAAAAAAGUGUUUAGAAUUGUAAAACCAUUCAGGUUGGAAAAGACCUCUAAGAUCACUCACUGCAGCCCCUCAGGGCUGGCUUGUGGUGAGGUGGCUUUUUUUACACUAGCAAUAAACAAGUGUAUCCAAAGAAAGCAGUUCUGAAGAGCUACCUGCAAUCCAUGGCACCAGGAAUCCAGAGGUGACAACAGAGGUCUAAAAUGACUUCCCAUCAAUGAUCCCUUAAAUUUUUGGAGUUCUAAUUUAAGGCUGGGAAAAGCUGUAAAACCUACAAAUGCAAAUUGAAGGUGUUAUCUGAAUUAAUAUAACUGCCUAAGUGGUUAUUUGUGAUUUAUAGCUCCCAUUUCUCUUUCAUUUCUACCCCUCCAUAGGUGUUUUAUCUUUGCAGGUAAACUUUAAAAUGCACAGUUGAGAUUAAUAUCAAUAUUUACUGCACAGGCUGACACAUCUAGAACUAGACAUAGGAUUUGUGACAUCUUUAAUACUAAUUAAAAUAAACAGUUGCUAUUUUUUCAUUCCAACAGGUAACACUUUGCAGUGGUGAUGCUUUUUACCUCCCCUGAGGCUAAUGGGAGGGAGCAGUUUAUUUUUCUCUCUGGAAUGUGCUGGUGCUGAGCUUGCUGAGCCCCAUCCUUACUCCAUUCUGGAACAAAGUAAGGCUCAGAAAGGAUCAGAGAGUUCCAAAGUUCCUUCUGUGACUGAAAUCCACUGUCUCCAUUGCAGGAGCUGUCCCUGCCUGACCCUAAACUGAAAAUAAUGCCAUGGGAAAUCAGUAGCCCCAGGUGAAGGAUGGGCAGAGGGUAGCCCAGUAGCAGCCCUUACUUCACUGUGGCAAAGCCUUUUCAGCUUUGAUAAAAUAUUAAUAAUAAAUAUUUUUGUCUCAGCUGUCCCUUUUCCCAGCUGCAAUCUCAGAGGCAGCUUUACCUGCCUCCCUAGGACCCAACACUGCCUCUUCUCAAAGUUUUGGUGCCAGCACACACAGCUCUGCACAGAACAGCACCAGGAAAGACUUUACUGGGAUGACAGUAAAGGUCUGGUGGGAUGGAGCUGUUCCUGGUAUCCUGGAAUAGAAAUUAUAAUUAAUUAUGUAUUAAUUAAGGAUGUUUGCAAAAACAUAUGGAUACUGAGAGAGGGAGAGGAAAUAAAACUGAGUACAUCUCCUCUAAGUGGCUUCCCCUUCCCUUAAUUCACACAUGCUGACCAGAAUAAGUAUCUCAAAACUAGGAUAUCCCCAGUCUCAGGGGGGAUAUCAGGUUUUAUCAGGUUCUGCCUUAAGAAUUGCUUUCUGCCUUUAAGCUUAAAGUAGUUCUACACCAAGUGAGUAAAUCUAAGGAGAUAGGAGAAAAAAACCCCAAAUGACAAAACAUAAAUAUCAAAAAGAUUGCUGAAGAAAUCAAACCCCCUUCUAAGUCACUGAAUUAAUUCCUGUUGGUUGUACAGAAUCCUGUGCUGUGUAAUCUCCCUCAUGCUCUAGCAUCACCAAAAUGGAUCAGGUUCUCUAAAGCUGCAUGUCUCAGAUUGUGUAUCCAAUGAUCAAACUUCUGGUUCCUGGUCUCUCUUGGAAUCCAGCUUCAGUUUUGUUAGCGUGGAGAAUAAAGAUACAAAGAAUAGAGAUAACCACUAAAGCUACACCAGAACAAAAUUCAUACUCUCUUAACACACUCAAUCUCAAGAAAUAUUUCUGCUAAAUAUAUUGGGAGAAUUGCCCCAGUGAUAUCUCAUAAAGUAAUUAUUAUUAUUAUUCAUCACCUUUGUAGGAUUAGCAUGGUUCAAGCCUGGUAUGUUCUUUUUGGUUUUGGUUUUCUCUGAAAAAGACAUGGUCAUAAAUUAAAAAUACACAAACCUGAACAGUGCAAAAACUGAAAGAGGAGCAAGGGCUUUAAUUUCAUAAACCUCUGUCUAAGAGAGGGGUUUGAAGUAAUAAACAACUGUAGCCCUCAUUAUUGAAACUUCGCAGAAUAAAAUUAACCCAGGAAGUUUUGUAUGUUCAUAACCUCAUUUCUGGUGAUGAAAAGGCAGGCACCAGAGCAGGUUCCCUUUUUCCCUCGAGGCAUUUUGCUGCCUUUGGAGUGGGUAUUGCCAGCAGUUUGCUCGUUAUGGUUUCCAUGUCUCUGCUGGAACAGGAACAGUGCUGCCAGCAUCCUGUCAAAGAGCCUGCUGGUGAACCAUAAUUCAAUAAUUCUCCUGCAGCUCUGCUCUCAGCCCUCCAUGGUGGAGCACUCCAACCCCAUGCAGAGGGAAACACACAAUGGUUAAAGCAGAGAGCUCUGGGCUGGUGCUUCAUUAGUUACUGCCUGUAAAGAAACACACUCAGCAGCAUGAAGCACUGCAAAUGUGUGAAACAGAGUUCAGGAGAAGCCCUCGUUCUUAUUUUCAGUACUAGCUCAUGGGGAAAUUGUGCAUUCAUCAGCUGUUCAAGCUCCAUGCCCAUGCAUUGUCACUAUUUAUGUCUGUGCUGAGAACAAAGAAGCAGCAGAAUUUUUUUCCCAGUUAAGUACAUUGUACAGUAAAAGAGUUCAGCUUUCCCUGGGCAAGGUGCACAAAGCUUGCCAAAUGCUGUCUUCAAAUAGGGAACAAAGAUUUGACAAUGGUAUUCCAUCCUUGCACUUCAGACACCCAGAAAAUUUCAUGGGAGUAAAAUGCUUUCCUGCAGCCCUACCUAUUCCUUUUGUAUAAAUCUGGAUACAGUUUUGGGUUUUCAGAGGCAUUUAACUUCCCAUCUGGGUAUAAACUUCCCAGCUUUCAGGUGUCCUUUGGUGUACUAACCCAUAAAGCUAUUUUUGGCUGAAUGUUUCAGGAUAUACUAAGGGGGGGAAGAAAAAGCAAAAAGUUGUUAAAAUUACAAUGUCUUUUUUUUCUACUCCUGCCUCCCCUAAAUAUAUAAACAGGUACAAAAGAAUUGAUCAGGCAACCCUGACCAAGUCUGUGACUACAAUGACAUUUCAAACCAGUACUGAAAUCAGCAAUAAAUCUUUGUCUACAAACUGCUUAAUGUGCAGUAGAGGAGAAGGUGGAUGGUUGUUGUAACUGGGCAUGCUCUUUAGAAUGUGGAAUGGAUCAACUGCAGUCAGUUCCAUUAGAAAAUCAAAUUAUUAUUUAAGGAAGAGUGAACAGGAAAGUAGAAGAGAAUACUGCAUGAAUAACAGAAAGAGUUGAGGUUUACAGUGAUGUAAAAAAAUUGAAAUUUGAUCUUGUACAAAAGAAAAAGAGAGACAUAAAAGCUUCGGUGUCAAAUAGUAAGAAAAUUGAAACAUUCAGUGUUUCUGUGCCAGAACUGACACUGUCAUGAUGAACAAGAAAGAAUGCAGGAUGUCGAAGGGUUCCAGGAUGACCAGACAUAGAUGCAAAACACACAUAUGUAUGUUGUGCACAUAAACCUGUGUGUGUGUACAGGAAAAUCCCAGAUUGGUGCCCAUGGGGAGGUGGUGGCUGUGGUGAUGAAGGAGAACUUGCAGGUUUUCAGCGUGGCUGGUGCUGAAGUUUCCUUCUUGAGUUGCAGUCCCAGCACCUCCAGCAGAGCUGGGAAGGCAGCAGGGCCAUGAGAGGGGUGGCUGCACUGUGUGUGCAUUAAGUAGAAAAAUGUAGAGCCAAGGCCAGCCCAGGGGCUUGGGGCAAACAUUCUGUCUGCUACAACUCAAGUCUGAGGGUUCAGUUACCACGUAGUUUAUUUGAGGUAAGAAAUGGAACUUUUGCCCACAGACAGUUGUUGAUAAAUUUUACAGAUUUUCUACAACAAACAUAUUCCAUGGGUUGAUGAGGAGCUGGAGAUACCCAAGGCAGACUAUAUUCCAUAUUGAAAAGGCCCUCAAGUAAAUUUUUUCUAGUGAUACAAUCUCCUAAGUGGCCACACAGUUAGGAAACCUGAUUUUUGAAAAUAUACAUAAUAGAAAACUUUUUAAGGAUACAACCAUCCCUGUGCCGAUAUGAGAGCUGAAGUUAUUGCCUCUCUUCUCAGGAAAAACUACUGGCACAUUUAUUUUUGGCCUCUCCCCAAACUGAUGUAAGAGUGUGAGGUCCAUCUGAAAAGAGAUGGGGGUUUUGUGUGUAUUCUGUUCCAAAUACUGCACCACCAGUUAAAUUUUUUUUUUUUUUGAAGUUAACAAUCAAUUCAAGUACAAUAAUAUUCAAAGGGACAUCAUGACAGGGAUGGGAAGAUACACCAGAGUGGAUUAUUGCUUUGCAGGGUAAUACAUGCUAUGGGUGUGCUUCCUGAGGACUGUUUCGUCUCAACUCCAGUGUGUUUUGCAGUUUAUAGUAGACUUAUCAAAUCCUAGAAAUAAAGAUUAGUAGACAAAAGGAAAUAGUAGUGCAAGUAGAGUAUUAUGCUAACAGUGCAGAAUUAUUUCCUAGAAUAUAUUUUUUAGUGUUAGGGGUGGGGGUGCUUCAACCUACUUAAAUGUUUCUAAGCCUGGGGCUUCUACUGCUUCCCUUGGGAGAUUGUUCUAGAGUCUAUUAGAAUUCACCAUUAGAAAGUUUUUUCCUGAAAAUGAAUUUAAAUAAUCCUUUUUGUAAUUUUUAUCUCAUUAGUCCUAGUUAUACCCUUUUGCACCACUCUAAAUAGUUCCUCUAACCAUGAUUUAUAUCCUUUGAAUAUUUUUAGAUAGUUAUCAAGUUCAUUGCCUUUGGUAAUUUACUAGAGAAGCUGUGAAUCCCUCCUCAUCCCAAUUCAUUCCUUCAGUUUUGUGUUUCUUACCUUUUCAUGAAAUGUCCUUAAUGCACAAACUAAAUCCCUUAGUAUUUCCUUAAAUGAGUCACAGUCAGUUCACUCUGUUAAGGUGCUCUGUGUUGCUGGUGUCACUGAAUAAGUUGUUAAAGUUUAAACAAUAAAUUUAAAUUGAAACUUGAUUUUUAAAUUUUUUUUUUCUGUAAUCCAUGGAUAAGUUCUCAUAUGACAUGAAUUUGGCAGUGUCUUUUACAUGGGUAUGAUUUAACAAAGCCAACCAAUAAACACUGCAGCUAAUCAAACAAUACUACAAAGUAUAAUUUAGUUAAAACUUAGGUUUCUGUCAUCAGUGGGAAAACAGACAUUGUUAUUCCACGAUUUUACAUGGAAUGUAAUGUCCAUGUUUUUACACUAAACAGCAGCUAUUAACAAUUACUUUCAGUUAAGACAGAUAAUACUGCUUCUCCUCAAAUGUCAAGAGAAUGCAUCUACUUUCUAAAACAAUUGCUCGAGAUUUCUAGAUAGGCAUUAACUGCUAGAAACAGAAUUGUGCCAACUGUUCUGAUUACUGCCAUUCCCGCCCUUAUACUGCAAAUUUAUGAUCCAUUUCUGGUCCCUGGCUGGCAUGAUGACCAUGGGGUUUGUUUUCAAGCCUGUCCCAAGCAAACCUGUGUUUGCUGGCUCGGAAGCCACACUGGCAAACAGGGAGGAUGUACAAAGGCAGCUUGGGUCUUCUCAUUGAUGUGUUUCCCUCAUCUCCUCCUGCCUCCAAACCAGAACUGAAAUCCCUGUGUUUGAAGAGCCACUGCAUCCCUUAACACCCAAGGGAAAUAGAAUUUGAUUUCUUCUUCAUUUGGGCUGUCUGCAGGGACUGGUGUAAAGGGGAGAGCAGGAACGCUGAGGGUUCCAGGGGUAACUUAGGGGAGCUCUCUGCUUCCCUCAGCACAUCUCUGUCCCCAGUGGGUGUCAAUUGGGCAAACCAUACUGUAGGAAAUGAAUUGCCAGGACUGGGUUUGGGUCACAUGAGCAAACAAUUACUUCCUUGGCUGUUUGCUGUCACUGCUCUGCCCAUCUUCCCCAAACAUGAGGAGUGCCCAAAGUCUGAUGGACAGGGGGGAAGAUGAAUGGGCCUUGGAAGGUCAGGUUGCAACACAAAGGAGAGGAAUUCCUGAGCAAUGAGCUGCUUGUGACAAGCAACAGGGCAGGAAUCAGACCUGCACCCUGAAUAUUGCUGCAGUUUGGUGAAAGGGGUUGUUCUAGUUAGAUUUUUUUUAAUAACUAUCUAAAUAGUUAUUAAACAUUUAAAUGUUACUGAGACUGUAGGAUUUUGAAGAGCUGAGAAAUUAUCUCAUCAUGGUGAAUGUAAUGGCUGUGCUCUAAUUCUCUAAUUGGCUGGGACAAUUCUAUUUCAUAUUUCAUCAUCUCUUGACAGUAAAAAUGGUAUUUCAUCUGCCUGCAAAAAUUUACAAUUUUUCCCACACACAGUUCGUCAUUUCCCAAAUUGUUUCCAUGUUAGUGCAUUUGUUCUUGUUGAGGAGCAGAAACUGCAGUUGGUAGCAUGUAUUUUGUAGCUUGGGAUUGCUUCCUAGCUGUCCAAAUUCUGUGUAGUUGUGGCCACUUCUAUGGAUAAUAAAAAGCUAUACCAGAGAAGGGAUUAAAUAAAUAUAUGCUGUAUGGUUGUACAUACAAUGGUUGUACUCUGUAAACAUGUCUCGAACCAACAGACUGUUCAGCCCAGGAAAAAUGCCCUUACACGAAAUAUCUUCUUGUUGAUGUGAAACAACCAUAAACCAUAUCUUGAAAUGUCUUGUUGCAGAUGUUAAAUGCAUUUCUGAAAGCAUGAAUCUACACAAUUUAUGCAGUACAAUGAAUUAAAUUACUAUAUGCAAUUGAAAAGAUUAAUAUGAAAUUAUUUUUUUGAUAUAGAUGAAUCAGCUGUUUAAAAAAAAAAAAAAAGAAAACCCAACCCUUUCUUAAUGAAAAUGUACAGUAAAUUUUGACAGACAGUAUAGUACACAAACCCUAACUUUACAUAGAGUAAGAAGUUGUACAAAAGCUCCUCCAUGCCAUAGUGGUGUAUUUCAUAAAAGCCAUGUCAAUUUGCACAGUCAUUUAUGAAUUCGACAUUGUUACUACCCAUAUGUUUUUCCACAGGACUGAUUAAAUGCAUAUUCCAAAUAGAUCUGUUAUUUUAACAUUUGUUUUGUAAAUCCAUACAUGUAUAAAGCCAGAGUCAUUUUUGUGGUCACUACAGCACUUUCUGUGAAUUGGCCAAUAAAUAUAAUUUUAGAAUUUCA